Messenger RNA from Camelina sativa (false flax), 685 nucleotides. Lineage: Eukaryota; Viridiplantae; Streptophyta; Magnoliopsida; Brassicales; Brassicaceae. The record is from RefSeq and is a predicted model, not a curated record.
UAAGUUACAACACAUGAGCGAGAGAAUCCUAUAAAGAAAGAAACCACACACAGACACAAUUCAAAAAUUAUAUAAAAUUGUUUCCGAUCUGAUCUUAAUGGCGGAGCCGGAGACUUUCAAGAUCCGAAGGCUCGAGAUCUCCGAUAAGAGAAAAGGAUUCAUAGAGCUUCUAGGUCAACUCACCGUCGCCGGUUCAUUGACCGACGAAGAGUUCGAUGGGCGAUUCGAAGAGAUAAGCUCGUACGGUGACGACCACGUGAUAUGCGUGAUCGAAGACGAGGCGUCUGGGAAAAUCGCAGCGACUGGGAGCGUGAUGAUAGAGAAGAAGUUUGUGAGGAGCUGCGGUAAAGUAGGACACAUCGAAGACGUUGUCGUGGAUUCGGGUUUCCGUGGGAAACAGCUUGGGAAGACGGUGGUUGAGUUUCUAAUGGAUCAUUGCAAAUCAAUGGGUUGCUACAAGGUGAUUCUUGAUUGUAGUGUCGAGAAAAGAUCCUUUUAUGAGAAAUGUGGGUUGACCAAUAAAGCCAUUCAGAUGUCUAACUACUUUGCUUGAACAAAGGUUGAGUUUUUUUUUCUUUUCUGAUUCUGCAUUUUCCGAAUAAGAGAAACUCUCAAGUCUUCUUAUGUAUGAAAAAAUAAUAAGAGAGAUUUCGUCAUUUUUAAUGUUCCAGAAACCUCAAAAGCU